AUGCUCGCCAGCAAGGGUGAGGGAGCCCUUCACUUUGGUGUGUGUCUCUGGUUGUGCAUGUUCAUGUCUUUCUUUAAAGGCUCUGUGUGCUGUGCUUCUGAGGAGCAACUCUUCCACAAACUAUUCUCUCACUAUAACCAGUUCAUCAGGCCCGUGGAAAAUGUGUCUGAUCCUGUGACAGUGUAUUUUGAAGUGGCCAUCACACAGCUGGCCAAUGUGGAUGAAGUAAACCAAAUCAUGGAAACCAAUCUGUGGCUGCGUCACAUAUGGAAUGAUUAUAAAUUGCGAUGGGACCCAACAGAAUACGAUGGCAUUGAGACUCUUCGUGUACCUGCUGAUAAGAUUUGGAAGCCUGACAUUGUCCUCUAUAACAAUGCCGUCGGUGACUUCCAAGUGGAAGGCAAAACAAAAGCUCUUCUUAAAUACGAUGGCAUGAUAACCUGGACUCCACCGGCUAUUUUCAAGAGUUCCUGCCCCAUGGAUAUCACCUUCUUCCCUUUCGAUCAUCAAAAUUGUUCCCUGAAAUUUGGUUCCUGGACAUAUGACAAAGCUGAGAUUGAUCUUCUAAUUAUCGGCUCUAAAGUGGAUAUGAAUGAUUUUUGGGAAAACAGUGAAUGGGAAAUUGUUGAUGCUUCAGGCUACAAGCAUGACAUAAAGUACAACUGCUGUGAAGAGAUUUACACAGAUAUAACCUACUCUUUUUACAUUAGAAGACUGCCAAUGUUUUACACUAUUAAUCUGAUAAUCCCCUGUCUCUUUAUUUCAUUUCUAACCGUGUUGGUCUUCUAUCUUCCUUCUGACUGUGGUGAGAAAGUGACUCUGUGCAUUUCUGUUCUGCUCUCUCUGACUGUGUUUCUGCUGGUCAUCACCGAGACCAUUCCGUCCACGUCUCUUGUGAUCCCGCUGGUGGGUGAGUACCUGCUGUUCACCAUGAUCUUUGUCACGUUGUCCAUCGUGGUGACCGUCUUUGUGUUGAACAUACACUAUCGCACUCCAACCACACACACAAUGCCCGAGUGGGUAAAGUCAGUUUUCCUUCAGCUGUUGCCACAGAUCCUGCUGAUGAGGAGGCCUCUGGACAAGAUGAAGGAGACGUGUUCUGAUAAAACCCCGAAGAGCAUUGUCAGUAAACCAGCCAACGCCAAGUUCACUAACCGCAGAGAGCCUGAUAUUAAAGAGUGUUGCCACUGCCAUAAAUCACGGGCAUCGACCACCAACAGCAAGAGAAGGUUAAGUCGGCAGCCUUUACAGUGGAUGGCUGAAAAUCCAGAGCACUCACCCGAAGUGGAAGAUGUGAUUAACAGUGUGCAGUUCAUUGCAGAUAACAUGAAGAACCAAAAUGAAACAAAGGAGGUAGAAGAUGAUUGGAAGUAUGUGGCCAUGGUGGUGGACAGAGUAUUCCUGUGGAUAUUUAUAAUUGUUUGUGUGUUUGGAACUGCAGGGCUAUUUCUACAGCCACUAGUUGGGAACACAGGGAAAUCUUAA
Elephantulus edwardii (Cape elephant shrew) is the source of this 1485-nucleotide messenger RNA. RefSeq names its product cholinergic receptor, nicotinic, alpha 6 (neuronal) (gene CHRNA6). Gene Ontology annotation, cellular component: neuron projection; synapse; postsynaptic membrane. NCBI's taxonomy places the organism in Eukaryota, Metazoa, Chordata, Mammalia, Macroscelidea, Macroscelididae. Gene Ontology annotation, molecular function: acetylcholine-gated monoatomic cation-selective channel activity; transmembrane signaling receptor activity. The transcript has 6 exons. The record is from RefSeq and is a predicted model, not a curated record. Bases 1 to 1485 code for a protein of 494 amino acids. Gene Ontology annotation, biological process: monoatomic ion transmembrane transport; chemical synaptic transmission; signal transduction.